Molecule: messenger RNA, 1327 nt
Organism: Drosophila albomicans
Lineage: Eukaryota; Metazoa; Arthropoda; Insecta; Diptera; Drosophilidae
Product: trypsin alpha-3
Exons: 1
Coding region: 448-1221 (257 amino acids)
Biological process (GO): proteolysis
Molecular function (GO): serine-type endopeptidase activity
Source: RefSeq, a predicted model, not a curated record
UUUGUCGCUUCUAAGUUUCUGCCAAUUUAAUCGUUACUUUUCCUUAAAGCAUCAAAGUUUCUUUUAUGUUAAGAAAAUAAAAUAUAAAUAUAUAUUCGAUAUAAAUGCUAACGGAUCUUUUUUUAACUGCGACUAAUCAAUGGUAACUUCGCUUACAAUUCUUUAAGUCUUCUUUUAUGUGAUUUACUGAUUUUAUUUUAUAUUCGUUUUGGUCUAUCAAAAUAAUUGUAAUCAUUAUCACUCGUUCAUCCUCAUUUCUUUAUUUCCAUUAUCAACUCCAAUUGUAAUAUCAGAUUACUAAUAUGCAUAAAAAAUAUAUUCCAUGGAAAUAGUUUGUUGCAAUUACAGAUUGUUAUUGACACAAAGCGUUCAAUAAAUUGGUUUAAUAAUUUAAAAUUACUGCACAGAUUGCAAUUCGUUUUUUUUGCAUUUUAGUUUGGACACGUCAUGAGCUGGUUAUGGUUGUGUUGGCUGCUUGGCGUCGGACACUUCUUCGAACUCAAUGCUGCUGACGGACAACGCAUUGUUGGUGGCCAGGAGACGACGAUUGGUCAGGUUCCCUACUUGGUGUACUUGCGUCAGAGUGGCAACUUUAUCUGCGGCGGAUCACUUCUCACGCCCAACUCCGUGCUGAGUGCAGCACAUUGUGUGCAUGGUGCUCAGGCCAAGGAUUACACUGCCCAUGCGGGUGCCAGUCGCCUGGACGAAGUUGCUCCCGUCGUGCGUAACGUGGCCGAGUUUCACAUCGCACCCGAUUACGCUCCGAGUAAUUUUGACAUGGAUGUGGCCAUACUGCAGUUGGCAUCGCCAGCUGCUCUCUCCGCUGGUCAAGUGGCCACCAUUUCCCUUUGUCGCACGCCUGCCGCCAAUAAUGCCUUUGUUCGCAUCAGCGGUUGGGGCGUCACUCGUGAAAAUGGUCGUGAUCCUGCGGUACAGGUGCGCACCACAACUGUCCGUGUGCUGCCCCAGCUGGAGUGUCAACUGGCCUAUGCUGGCCAGGCACAGCUCAGUGAUUCGAUGGUCUGUGCAGCCAUUCGCGGUAUUCGAGACUCCUGCUCGGGUGACUCGGGUGGUCCUUUGGUCUAUCGUGGCCAACUCUGCGGCAUUGUCUCGUGGGGAUUCGGUUGUGCGCGAGCUGCUUAUCCGGGUGUCUACACCAGCGUAGCGAGUCCUCGAGUCAAGAGUUUCAUUGAACAAACGCUCAGAAAGUUGCAGGGUUAAUGGCUGAAAAUUACAGCUCGGUUUUGUUUUCUAAAUCAUUCCACUUAUUCGUUUAUAGCUUAAUAACAUUUUGAAAUAUAUAUGUCAUCAAUGAUACAAUAUCUCA